GGAAUACGGACUAAUUAUUGGCCACCUCUCAAGUCAACUUUAUGAUCUUCAAUACGGUUUUCAAAGCGGCAAGUCUACAACUGCCCAGAUGCUUUAUGUUGUUCACGAGAUUCAUAAUGUCUUAGAGAAAAGGGGCCAAGUUGACAAUAUCUAUCUUGAUUUCGCGAAAGCUUUUGAUAAAGUCAGCCAUGAUCUCUUACUCGUGAAGCUUCACAAUUUUUGCAUCAGAGGAAUUCUUCUUCGCUGGUUCGGGGACUAUCUUUCUGGGCGAUUACAGAGAGUCACUGUUCUUGGUGUAACAUCUGAACCACUUCCUUUGCUUUCUGGAGUUUUUCAGGGAUCAAUCCUUGGACCACUCCUUUUCCUCAUCUACGUGAACGACCUUCCUAUGUCUACCUCGCACGAUACUACCGUGUCAAUAUUCGCUGAUGACACAAAAUGUCACCGUCAUCUUCGAAAUUUCCAAGACACCAUAAUUCUUUAG
Messenger RNA from Paramuricea clavata, 484 nucleotides. The record is from the annotation of a GenBank genome assembly. Lineage: Eukaryota; Metazoa; Cnidaria; Anthozoa; Malacalcyonacea; Plexauridae.